Rotaria socialis is the source of this 2499-nucleotide messenger RNA. Lineage: Eukaryota; Metazoa; Rotifera; Eurotatoria; Philodinida; Philodinidae. The record is from the annotation of a GenBank genome assembly.
AUGAAACCAAACACAACAAAUAACGCAAAGAACUGUUCGAAAAUUAUGCUUGUUGUUCUUGGUACUUGCCUCGGUCUUUGCUCUUGGGCAGUUUUAUCAGUUGGUAUUUACUCUCUUGUUUUAGCAAGUGAAACAUCAAAGAAUAUCGCAACAACAAAUACUUCUCUUGGAUUCCGCUGGUAUACAACGGGACCCAUUGUGGCAGGCUUUGGAUCACCCCCUGGUUUGGCUUCUAACCAAUUAUAUAAUCCUGUGAGCUUAGCAUUCGGUGCCUCCAAUGAACUUUACGUCGCAGAUUAUUAUAAUAACAGAAUUCAAAAAUGGGUAAGCGGUGCAACCGCCGGUAUCACUGUAGCCGGACAACCAGAUGCAGUAAGUGGCUCCACCUCUAUUUAUUUGAAUCUGCCCGCUGGUAUUGUUCUCGAUUCAAGCGACAAUCGCUAUGUAUCAGACUCGGCCAAUCAUCGAGUUCAACUUUGGGGCAAUGGUUCUUCCUCUGGAACAACUAUUGCUGGCAAUGGCACCCUUGGUUCUUCGUUGGCUCAGCUGAACACUCCUCGUGGUCUGGCUCGUGGUUCAUCGACAGGCACACUCUACAUUGCCGAUUCUGGGAAUCAUCGACUUAUGCGUUAUGCAUCAGGUGCAUCGUCAGGUACUGUAGCUGCUGGUGGAAAUGGAGCUGGGCCACUUACUACACAACUAUACUCACCUACAGGAGUCUAUUUUGAUUCAUCAUCAAAUGGUCUAUUCAUUACGAACGUGGGUGCGAACAAUAUUGUUUGUUGGGUGUUAAGUGCUAGUGGUUGGACGCUUGUUGCUGGGAACCCAGCGGGUUCUAUGGGUAGUACACCAACACUGCUCUAUAGUCCAUAUGGGCUGACACUAGAUUCAGUGGGUAAUGUUUACGUAGCCGACAGUUCAAAUGAUCGUAUACAGUUUUUCUCAGCCGGCCAAACAAAUGCGACAACUAUCGCAGGUGCCACAGGCAUAGCGGGUGCCACGAAUCAGCUAUUAUAUUAUCCUUAUGCAGUAGCACUUGAUAGUACACUCAAUUUGAUUCCAAUUCAAUUAUUGCUUCGAAAUUUUGUGAAACCACAGCCUGCUAAUGGUAGAGUGGAUGUUGGACAUGGUAUUGGAUGCAUGUUUAAUACAAUGGCAAAACCGACUUUGAAAACAAAACCUAACGAAAAUGUACAGGUACAAUCGAUUCCAGAAGCAUGGAUCACGCCAACUGAAUAUACCGCCCCUCAACCGAUGUCAUUACAAUCAAAAAAGAUACGAAACGGUGAAUAUCGAAAAAUGCCAUCAGGUUCUUCUUCGGUAUCGGUCAUCACUGAUUGUGUCGAGCCAUCAUCAAAGAACAACGCUAAAAAUAUUAAGAAUGUUAAAAUUAUGAAACCAAAUACAACAAGUAGCAAAAUGAAAUAUUCGAAAGUAUUGCUUGUUGUUCUUGGUAGCGUCGCCAUUCUUGGUUCUAUGGGGGCGUUAUCAAUCGGUAUUUACUCGCUGGUUACAAGAUCUGCAACAUCGACGAAUAGCUCAACAACAAAUACCUCUCUUGGACUACGCUGGUAUACAACGGGAUCCAUUGUGGCAGGCUUAGGGGGAGUGCAUGGUUCAGCGUCUAACCAAUUAUAUAGUCCUAUUAGCUUAGCAUUGGGAGCAUCCAAUGAACUUUACGUCGCAGAUUAUAAUAAUAACAGAAUUCAAAAGUGGGUAAGCGGUGGAGCCACUGGUUCAACUGUAGCUGGACAACCAGAUGGAGUCAGUGGCUCCACACUUUUUCAUUUGGCCCUACCCGCUGGUAUUGUUCUCGAUUCAAGCAACAAUCUCUAUGUAUCAGACUCGGCCAAUCAUCGAGUUCAACUUUGGCUCAAUGGUUCUUCCUCUGGAACAACUAUUGCUGGCACUGGCACCCUUGGUUCUUCGUUGGCUCAGCUGAACACUCCUCGUGGUCUUGCUCGUGAUUCAUCGACAGGCACACUCUACAUUGCCGAUUUUGGGAAUCAUCGAAUUAUGCGUUAUGCAUCAGGUGCAUCGUCAGGUACUGUAGCUGCUGGUGGAAAUGGAGCUGGAACACUUACUACACAACUAUACUCACCUACAGGAGUCUAUUUUGAUUCAUCAUCAAAUGGUCUAUUCAUCGUGAAUGAGCCUGCCAGCACUGUUGUGCGUUGGGUGUUAGGUGCCACUGGUUGGACACUUGUUGCUGGGCACCCAGCUGGAGCUCCUGGUAGCACUUCAACAAUGCUAAAUGGCCCAUACGGCCUCACAUGUGAUCCCAUGGGUAACCUUUAUGUGGCGGACACUUCAAAUAGUCGUAUACAAUUUUUUCUAGCUGGUCAAGCAAAUGCGACAACUAUUGCAGGUGUCACAGGCACGGUGGGUGCCACUGGUGUGCUGUUGUAUUUACCAUAUGCGGUGGCACUUGAUUCUGAACUUAAUUUGUAUGUUGCAGACACAAGUAAUCAACGUGUAGUAAAGUUUACGCGAUACUAA